AUGGCAUUUGCAACACCGAAUGAUUCUGAUCAUGUUUGUAACUACUAUCAGGUACACACAUUUUGCUAUUUCUUAACAUGUACGACUGGUACAAUUUGAGUUAGGUAAUAAGCAGAAGUCAAUUGGAAACGAGAGACAAAGGCAAUGUAUCUCCAUGCAGUCGUGUUUUCAUUACCUCUUUCUCGGGGUAUAUUGUGUCCGAUACAAAGACGGCCUCGUUCGUGUGGUUGGAAAACCAACAAUAAUCAUGCAGAUACGUGUGGUAGGGGCUUUAAACCUGAGCCAGUUAAAAGGUUUUCCAACUGUCGGUCAAACUCACAUUGCUUGUGAGUUCACUAAAAAAAUAGAUAUUUAGCGUCCUGCAGUUAUUUUGAAAUCAAAACUGGCAUGAGAUUCAUACACAAAAUUUCCUAAAAUUAGCACAAUGAUUAGCAUAUUGGAAAAACUAACGGCAAACCACAAAGAUCCCAGUAACUGGUAGCGAGAAACGUAAAGAGUCAAGGUGGCAGAGGUAAAGCAGAAUAUGAACAUAAUCUUGUCAGAAAACACCACAUAGCUUGAAUAGCUCUGCAGUCUAAUUAAAAAAUGUGAAACUAUGCAAAAAUUCUCUGCUCACCUUCUUAUGUUUUUUUCUGUGUUUAUUUCACUUACAUGAACAAAGCUUUUAGGUCUAAGUGAAAAUGCAUCAAACGAAGAAAUUUAUCGUGCUUUCCGUGUACGAGCACUUGAAGUGCACCCGGACAAGAACCCGGAAGAUAAAGUCAGGGCCACUAAAGAAUUCCAGCUUCUAACAGAGGCUAAAAUUGUUCUUUUGGAUGCUGAAAAACGGCGAAAUCUAGAUGAAAGUUUGAUUGACAACGGUGCGCGCAACUGGAAUGCCUUACCUCUUUUGUGCAGUAUUUGUACCAACUGUAACUCAAAGGUAGGAUCAAGAUGUCUAAAAGGAAUGGGUCACAUAAAUCCUCUGAUAGAAGAAUUCAAUUCAGCUUCAAAAGAGUACGAUUACAGAAAGAAGACUAAAUCAAAAACUUCUCCAGACAGAAAUGAAUUUUUAACUACCCUUCAAGAAGUGCUUAAAAAAUUCAUCAUCACUGAUUUACAUAGGCUGUAUCCGUUGAUGGCAAGUCAAAAACAGAGGCCAUGUUCAAAAGACGAGGUUGUCCCACCACUAACUGAACUUGGCGCGUGCCUCUCUGGAAGUGGAAUUAGCAGCUCAAAGUCGUCGGUUCCCUCAGCAGCGGCUGUUGUAGAGAUUUUUAACCUAUCUUUCGUUCGUAAGUCAAAGAAAAAGCCUCCGCUGCCUCCGCUUGGCACGGAAAUUCCAAUAUAUGACCUAUCAAGCUUGUCUAAGAGUGAACUGGAACAGGUUCUUCAAUACUUUGGCCUUCCGAAUGUAAAUCCCUUUUCUCGAGACUCUGCUAUCAAGGAACUAAGCUUAUUCAUUCCAAGAUGUAACGUUGAGUCCAAACAAUCUGGUGGCUACCAAGACAGGUCGAGGCGUUUGUGCCAUCAAUGUGGAAGAAAACGUUUCUUCCUCUUUCCUUUUUCCUUUGAUACUUGUUUCGCCUGUAAAAGCGUAUGUUGCUGGGAAUGCCUAUCCAGCGCAAGACGAAAAAUCCCCACAAGUGGCUCAUACGAUUUAAGAUCACUGUGUAAAAAGUGUCUGACCACUUACAAAUCAAGAGAGGCAGCAACAUGGCUCACACAUGGUCAGUACCUGUUAGGAAGAGAAAAAAAGUUCUUAGAAGCCGCACUAGCGAUGUACAACCUUUGCAAUGAGUUGUAUCCAUCGGAAAUCGCCAUCAUAAAACAAGCACAGGCACUCUUCUAUUGUAACAAGCAUGAACGGUUGAUCCACUAUGGCAAAGAAGUACUUCGUACAACUACGUUUGAGCGAGACAAUACUCAGGAGCUUCAGAAACUGGUCACUGAGUCCCUUAUGAAAGUUGCUCAUGAUGCUGACGACUCCGAUUUGUUAAGGAAAGCUAACAAGUACGAGGAAGUAAUUAAUUGGACUGCACAGUUUUCCGAAGAAAGUGGAGAUGCGAUCCGUGAUUUAAAGAUAGAGGCAAUGAGAAGGCGACAGAAAUGCUUUGAGGUUUAUGAAAAAGUCACGAGGCGAAGAGCAAAGAUUCUAUUUUCACACCUGACUGCUGCCAUUAGAGAGGGUUCUCUCCUGAAGUUGUUCACUUUGUUACAAGACAUGGAUGAAGAGGCAAAGGAUGCGUGUUUAAAUCAGCUUUCAAUGGAGUCACUAGAGACUUACAGUCAAUACGGUAAACUGUUGUUACGACUUGCGAAAACGACGUUAACAUUCAAGAAGGACCCCACAGGUGCUUUUAGUCAAAUCACUGACAUAUUUUGGACGGGCUAUUCUCUCUUUAUGAGUAAUGGUUGCAGAGAAGACAUUUUCCACUUUGUAAUCCAUUUCACAUGUCAGUUAUUGAAAACAAGACAUGGAUUGUUCCUGGAAACAUUGAAUGAAAUUACUCGCACCAACUUUCUGCAGUGUCUCCAUCUUACUGAAGAUGACAUCUUUUCACCACCAGACAUAGGGGCCAGACGGUGGGAAAACGUUAUUGUGGAAGGCUGUGACAUGAAGAUGUUCCUGAAAUACGAACUGGCUGUAAAGAAGCUCUUCGAGACCAAAAAAUGGUGUCCAGUCAAAGUUGCCCUUUCUUAUUACGACCUUACUUCUGCAUGUAAGCAUCCUUCUCAACUUUUGGUGACCCUGAUAACUUCUGCACAGUGGUUUGCAAGGCAAAUGUCAUUGCCCAAUUCAGACGAUGCAUUACAGUAUUCGUGCAAAAAAAUGAUCCUGAGACUCACCAACCUGGCAGCUGCACUGUCCUUCGAGUUUGGCAUCCACCCACAUCUGCAGUACUAUGUGGCAAGGAUGGUGUUGGGGCUCCAAUUUUAUGCUUGCUGCAAGGCACCCUUUGGAAGCCAAGACGACGCUACAACCAUUGGAGAGCAUUUGAACUGGCUGGUCGCUUCUGGGCGUCUUUGUCCAUUGCACAAAAUGCCAGUUGUCUCACCAACCGAAUCUGUUAUUUUGCACGUAAUGUCACAAGACCUAUACUCUGAGUAUCUUUUAACGCUCCAGGAUGAAGUGCCACUUCAGAUGAGACCUAUGUCGGAAUCGAUACUGCGGUACCAUAUUUAUGAGAAUCACUGGCUCAAGCGAUGUGAGCUACAAGAUGGCGAUGGCCUUCGCUUGACUGCAAUGACUGAGUUGUUACAUGCGGAAGACUGGUCAUGGGAUGGUGUCCAGCGGCUUCUCCAAUGGAAUCUGGUUCCACUGGAUAACGAAGGUUGGCUUGUUAGUGACCACCAACUGUUAGAACCUGUUGCUUCAAGUGGUAUCCAUCAACUUAUUGGUCUUGAAAUCAACAAGAAUGACUACAGUAUCAGGCUACUAACAAGAAGGAAAACAAGGCGGUUACCCUCACUCUUAUGCUGGCAAGAUAUUGCCAUUGGUUUUACCAUAGAUUCUCCAGGAUGUUUUUUCAGCUUGGAAGCAGUGACCCCCCAGGAAACGCUGUAUCAUCCUUUCAAUAAGCAGAUUUUUAUGCCAGAGGAAUUGCAAGCAAGCAGAUUCUUAAACACACUGUUCCACACCGACUACCUUCUAAAGCAGUUGAGCACUGGGUUUGAGAUUUCAUCGUAUCCUCCUUUUCAUAAGCGUCCGGUCCAUCAAGGUUUAUUAAAGGGUCUCCCUAAUGAGUUACAGAAAGUCCUUUUGUCCAUACCCAGUCGAGGUCCAUCUCUUAGCCGAGUUCACCGAUUCUGGAUACAAGCAGACGCCAUGGAGUACGAUAUCCAGGAAAACGACGAUUCAAUACGUUGGUUGUUUGGAGAUGUCGACAUGACCGUUCGCUGCAAGCCCAUGUGUCACUCGCAGGAUGGAGAACUGCAAGACCAAGACGUUCUUGGCCCAGAUCCUGACAGCCCGGAAGGAAAGUUCGUUGCUGACUUUACCACACAUUAUGAUCAGAUCGGAAAGUGUUUUCCGGAAUUUCUCCGCUUGAAGGAACUUUGCAAAGUUCAAUGGCUGGGAGCUUUCAUAGCCAGCUUUGAAAAGACUUUGGAGGAACAAACUAAACGGCUCGAAAGUAGGGAGAUGGAUGCAAAGUAUCGUGAAAUAUAUGCCUUAGCUGUCCAAGAAGCUCAAAGUGAGAGCAAAAAACAACUGGAUGGCAUGUUGCUUGAAAUAAGGAGCCAAGUCGGUUUUAUCAGCGACGAAAUGGUUCGACUUAUUUAUCAAAAGGCCAACAUUCCAGCUUCGUACCACGAGAUUUACAAUUGGGUGCGUUUUGGGGAUUCGACUGUGAUUGCAAGAAAAAUAGCAUAUAAACGUGUCCCAUUUGUCUCGGAGAUUAAGCAGCAGGUGAUCAAUGAGCAUUCAAUGAAACUAAGGCAGUAUCGAAGAUCAGUCUCUGCAUUGAAGAAGAAUUGCAACGAGUGCCUUCCGUCCACUGAUUUGGCCAAUGGAUGCUGUUGGGUGCCGGCUGUCUGCCACUGUGACGACGGAAAAUGCAUCCACGGAGGCGUAGCUUUGACACCAGUGCCACGCAAAGUUACUCUCAGAAUGGAAAGUGAUUUCAGCAGGGUGCCGCUCACUCCAAAUUUCUUUGGAAAGAAAGUAAGAAAUCCGCCUGUGAAACCAUUUAAUCCUCCACGAAUCAAGGGAAGGAAAGUUCCUUUAAGAAACGGCGAUCCUGCGACCGGUCCAACUGGUGGUGACUCUGGCGGCAGUUCGUCUUCAGGUGACGGUGAGGACUGCAAAAACCGUGGCAAUCUUUCUGGAAAUGGAGGUAAU
This is a messenger RNA of Porites evermanni, 4822 nucleotides long. Lineage: Eukaryota; Metazoa; Cnidaria; Anthozoa; Scleractinia; Poritidae. The record is from the annotation of a GenBank genome assembly.